Messenger RNA from Ipomoea nil (Japanese morning glory), 759 nucleotides. Its product is annotated as histone H1. Gene Ontology annotation, biological process: nucleosome assembly; negative regulation of DNA recombination; chromosome condensation. Gene Ontology annotation, cellular component: nucleus; nucleosome. The transcript has 2 exons. Bases 14 to 637 code for a protein of 207 amino acids. The record is from RefSeq and is a predicted model, not a curated record. Gene Ontology annotation, molecular function: structural constituent of chromatin; nucleosomal DNA binding; double-stranded DNA binding. NCBI's taxonomy places the organism in Eukaryota, Viridiplantae, Streptophyta, Magnoliopsida, Solanales, Convolvulaceae.
AGAUACGGCUGCAAUGAUCAUAGAGUUGUGUGGUGACGUUUCUACAGAGGUGUUUGUGAUUGUUGCAAUGGCGUCAAUCGGAGAAGUGGAGAAACCUAAUCUGGAGCAGCCGGCCGGGGAGGCUCAAGCGGCGGCGAAGCCUGUUAAGGAGAAGAAGGUCAGGGUUCCGAAAGAGAAAAAGGCUAAAGCCGCCAAAACUGCGACUCAUCCUCCUUACUUUCAGAUGAUCAAGGAGGCUCUGUCGGCUCUGAACGAAAAGAACGGCUCGAGUCCAUACGCGAUCGCGAAGCACAUGGAGGAGAAGCACAAGGGCGAACUGCCGGCGAAUUUCCGGAAGAUUCUGGGCCUGCAACUGAAGAACAGCGCCGCUAAGGGCAAACUGAUCAAAAUCAAGGCUUCCUACAAGCUAUCCGAGGCGGGUAAGAAGAACAAAACGGCAGCGAAGAAGCCGAAAUCGAGCAGUGCCGCCGCGGCGCCCAAAGCGGUUGAGGAAGCGAAGGCGGCGGCGGUGAAGAAGGGUGGUAUCCAGAAGAAAGUUACGGCUAAGAGGAGCAAGAAAUCUACUCCGACGAAGCCGAAGCAGCCCAAGUCUAUCAAGUCUCCGGCGAAGAAAACCAGGAAGGCCGUUGCUGCAUGAGAGUUGUGUAUAUAUACAGUUUAAAUACAUAAUUAAAACGAAUAAAGCUACUGUGUGAAUUACCUCCCUAUUAAAUGUAAGAAAAGUCCUCUUUUUCUGUAUAUGUUUGUAGGAUUAUAACA